Aspergillus pseudotamarii is the source of this 4785-nucleotide messenger RNA. Its product is annotated as putative phosphatidate cytidylyltransferase. Gene Ontology annotation, molecular function: dolichol kinase activity. Gene Ontology annotation, cellular component: endoplasmic reticulum membrane. Lineage: Eukaryota; Fungi; Ascomycota; Eurotiomycetes; Eurotiales; Aspergillaceae. The transcript is spliced from 3 exons. The coding region runs from base 1 to 4785 and encodes 1594 amino acids. The record is from RefSeq and is a predicted model, not a curated record. Gene Ontology annotation, biological process: dolichyl monophosphate biosynthetic process.
AUGACCCCAUCACCACAACCACAACAAGGCAAAAGCCUAAACGUGAUCGCCCUAAUAUCCGGAGGAAAAGACUCCCUCUAUUCUCUCCUGCAUUGCAUCCGUAACGGCCACAAAGUCAUUGCCCUAGCAAAUCUCCACCCUCCCGCGGUCCAAGAUGUCCAAGAACCAGAAGAAGACAUCGACAGCUUCAUGUACCAAACCAUUGGCCACGCCGUAAUCCCCCUCUACGAGCAGGCCUUGGAUAUUCCGCUCUACCGCGCCCCCAUCACCGGCGGCGCGGUUGACACAGCCCGCAUCUACCGCAAUGAUGCUGCAGAUCAGAUGGCGGAGAUUUCCUCACAGGAAGGAGAGGAAGACGAGACGGAGUCGCUCGUUCCACUGCUGAAACGGGUGAUGGAGCGUCAUCCGGAGGCGAAUGCCGUCUGUGCGGGGGCUAUCUUGUCGACUUAUCAACGGACCAGGAUUGAGAAUGUGGCGUUUCGGUUGGGGUUGACGCCGUUGGCUUGGUUGUGGAAUUAUCCGGUGCUUCCGGCGCCAGUGGAACGGAAGGGAGUGGUUACGCAGGCUGGGUUGUUGGAGGAUAUGGCUGGGGUUGGGUGUGAGGCGAGGAUUAUCAAGGUUGCCUCCGGCGGGUUGGACGAGGGGUUUCUUUGGGGGGAUGUGUCGAGUCGGGAUGGACUGGUGCGGAGGAGGAUCGAGAGGGGUAUGAGGAGGUUUGUGGUGGAUGAUUUGGGGGGUGCGGUUCUUGGGGAGGGGGGAGAGUAUGAGAGUCUGGCGGUGGAUGGGCCUGGGUUUCUUUGGAAGGGGAGGAUUGAGAUUGAUGAGAGGGAGGUCUGUUCUGGGGAGGGGGGUGUUGGGUUUAUGAGGCUUCGGGGGGCGAGGUGUGUGCCUAAGGAUGAACGGGAUGGUGUUUCGCCGGGGGAUGUGAGGCGACCGGCGUUGUUGGAUGAGAAGUUCUCUGGGGUUUUGGAUGGUGUGGUUUCGGAGGUAGGGGGUUUGGACGUCAAGACCGUGGAAGAGUCUCAGCCUGUGUGGCGGCUUGGGGAGGUCGCUCAGUCGAGGAAUGGCGGUACUUGGACUAUCUCGAAUCUUGCGGCGCCUGAGGCUGGUCCUUGUGCUGGGGAGCAGAUGGAGGCGAUUGCGCGGAAGAUACGGCUUAUUUUGGAGUCUACGGGUACGCAGACACCGGCUGAUAUUGUCUUUGCUACGGUUUUGAUUCGCUCGAUGGUUGAUUUCCCGUUGAUGAACGAUAUUUACGUUUCGCUUUUUAAAAAGCCGAAUCCCCCCGCCAGAGCUACGGUGGCUUGUGGGGAUACUCUCCCCGAGGGCGUGAAGAUUAUGGUCUCGUUGGUCGUUGAUUUGGGUCCCAGGGACCUGCGACAAGGCCUUCAUGUUCAGUCCCGGUCAUACUGGGCUCCGGCUAAUAUUGGACCUUAUUCACAGGCUAUGUCUAUUCCGGUGCAAUCAGCGCGGCUGGUGUACAUUGCCGGUCAAAUACCUUUGGAACCGGCGUCGAUGGAUAUGGUCGCUGGCCCAGAGUCAUGGCUUGAGGGUUACUCUUUGCGAGCGGUGCUGUCUUUACAGCAUAUGUGGAGGAUUGGGGCAGCGAUGCAGGUUGACUGGUGGCUGGGGGCAGUUGCGUAUCUCACGGGAACAGAGCAUAUUGGUGCCAAAGCACAAAUAGCAUGGCGCCUGUGGGAGACGAUGCAUGCGCAGCAAACCGAUUCAGACGAGGAUGACGAAGAGCCGGCGUUGGAUGCUUGGGACAUUAAGUAUGGAGGACGAGCUUAUGACCAGCCCACAAACUUAGAGGCAGCUGCUUUGCCUAACAUGUCUGUGGUGCAGUCGGACGUACUGGUUCCUCCAUUCUUUGCUGUCCAGGUUGCUGAACUACCCCGGGGUAGCGAUAUCGAAUGGCAGGGUUUGGGUUACCGGUGCAGUGGUUUGAAAAUGGCCGCGGAAGAGUUGGAUGUUGGUCGCAAGAUCGACACCAUCACGGAUGAGAAUCUGCGAUAUACAGGAAUUGAGAUUGGCAAAGAAUCCAGUACUGGACUGGAGUCGUGCCUGCAGCGCAUUCUUGAAAAAUACUCCACAGCGGGGGUUUCCCAUGCAGUUCUCUACACAACACAGCCGCUGCCUGAAAAGACUUGGUUGGGUCAGGUCGUGCCUUGCACCUCAAACCAUGAGGAGGAGAGAUUACAUCUUCCUAAUAAUCUAAUCCAACCCGAUUCAUUUCUCCCGGACAGUCUCCGAAAUUAUUCCCGGUCGCCGCACCCCUACCAUCGCAAGGGCUCCAAACGUCCCGAACCGCAUUUGCUACCUACCGACGGCGGUGAUCGACCAACUCCCAAUUCAUGGCCUAAAACGUCUAGUGAUAGCGGUACCGAGGCAGAUGAUGAGAGUACAGGAAUUUUAAAAGGACUCCCGGCGCCCCCUCUUCGGCAGCGGAAAGGGCUGCGUUCGGGCUUCAGUGAUGCCGCGGAACGUGAUUCGUGGUUACCGUUAUUGCAACCGUGGCCCUCACUGGGACGGUCAACGUCCCGGAGCUCACGACAGAGCUCCAGUGAGGACACGGGAACUGGAAGGGUGGGAUUACGACGGAAGACUGGGAAAAAGCGUAUGGAGGUCUUGCGAAGGCUAUUAGAGACCGGUCUGCUAUUGUCCGUGGGGGCGGUUGUGCUGUCCCAGGAGAAUACGAGGUUACUUGCAUGGGCUUGGAGAAAAGAACUGCUUGCUCAUGGCCUUCUUGUCACAGGCCUGUACGGGGUGUAUCCGCUGAGGAGAAAUGGACGCCUACGGUUUUCCGGAUUACACUCUUUUACCAUUCCAAGCAGCUUCGAUCCCGCACCCCUUCUUUACCCGAUUUUGAUACCCAUUUAUACCUCUUUAUCCUUGGCGCACCGUAGCCCUGCGUUGGUACUGCCGAACGUCAUUCUCAGUCUCUCGUCUUUACCCGCCCCGGUCAUUCCACUGCAUGAGUGGAUGCAUGGUCACAGUGUCGUCCAUUGGUUGGUCACGUUGAUACCCAUUGUUGUCUCGGAGCACUUUUCAGCCGAUCACACGAUACCCAAACCUCUCACGCUUCGCGGCCUCAGUUCUGAAGUUUUGACUCUUGUUUUUCCGUUGCAUCAAGCAUUGAUACCCACUUUAGAUUUUUUAUUAACUACCAGUAUCCUUCCGGCAGAGCUACAGCUUUUGACGAGUGCUCUUGUGAAUCUCUUUUUGUUUGCGAGCUCCCCCCAGGCGGAGAUCCUUAAGGCGCUAUUGUGGUUGGGCGGCUUGUGCAUUUUUAUCUCUUGCCGGCAUGUUCUCCGUUGGGAGGUCGCUCUAGCUAGGAUCCCCAGCUGGAAGUUUAGACGGUCGCCCAGUGGUUCUCAGUCACGAAAAAAUCUCUUGUAUGUUAUCGACCAUAAACUCUGCCAGAAACUGAGCCGAACGGGCUCCUCCGAAGAUGCUUUGUCGGACAGUGAAUCCGAGGCUCACGUAGCGCCAAUAUCACGCAGAACAACGCACGAGUUCCGAGAGAAGACUCCAGCUAGAGAACUGGCCGACAAACCCCCCCAAGAGAACGGCCAUCGGCAUGCAGCACAUCGAAGGCGACAUACCAUCUCCAGCGUGGAUGAGGUUGCACAUUCAGAGCGUAUCAGGACCACUCCCAGUGGCCGACGGAAGCGAUCGAUGGCCCCGGGUCUGGCAUCCUUUUUGUCACUGACGGUACCACAAGCACAAGUGCGGAAAUGGCUUUAUGCCCUGUACGUAUAUGCGGUUGUGGCAAUUAUCAUCAUGGGCCCAGUGCGAAAGUACGUGGGCGAACGCGCACUGCAUGGAGAGGAGCCCUUUGGGUGGGCCCUGAGCUACCUAUUCGGAAAUGUGUCCUGGUUCAGGUUCUGGGUGAUCAUGUGGAACCUGGAGUAUUGGAUCCCUCUUCCUCCUCGCUUGGACGGUGAAUUGUGCUCUCUCGGCUGGAUGGCGUGUCUCCGGCAAACUUCCUUUGGGGAAGCCAACACCCGCCUUCUGAUUGCUGCUCACUGUAUUGCGGUGAUUAUGAUGGGUCUAGGUGUGGUUUUCCAGUUGAGUUCCAUCGUAGAAGUGGAUACAAGACGCAAGGUGUUCCACGGCAUGAUGGUGUUAAUGUUCCUUCCCACCAUCUACAUUGAUCCUGCAUUCUGUGCUCUCGCCCUCGCUCUAGUACUGUCUAUAUUUCUCCUCCUGGACCUUUUCCGAGCUUCCCAAAUGCCGCCAAUCUCUCGGCCGUUGACUUAUUUCCUGGCACCCUAUGUUGACGGCCGUGACCAUCGGGGCCCUGUCAUCAUCUCUCACAUCUUCCUUCUUAUCGGAUGCUCUAUUCCACUCUGGCUUUCUUUGGCUGACAUGCCCCGGUCGGAAGAUCACCCGUGGGGCGUAUGGAACGUUCAGUCCCGGGAUGUCAGUAUGGUCAGCGGAGUAGUAUGCGUCGGCCUUGGAGAUGCAGCCGCGUCACUAGUGGGUCGUCGGUUUGGUCGGCGUAAGUGGUUCUGGGGUGGAGGCAAGUCCUUGGAGGGCAGUGUGGCAUUUGCGGUGGCCGUGACCGGAGGCCUAGUUUUUGCCCGAUUGUGGCUUGCCGCGGGCCAAUGGGCUGUGCAUGGGAACGAUGGGCAGAAUCAAAUAUUCUGGCCUUGGACGGUGUGCAAAGCCAUUCUAGCGGCUGCAGGCACCAGUGCGGCCGAAGCGAUUUUGACGGGGUGCAAUGACAAUGUCGUCGUACCGAUUGUGCUGUGGCUGCUCGUCAGGGGACUUGGUCUGUGA